Caenorhabditis auriculariae is the source of this 1400-nucleotide messenger RNA. Lineage: Eukaryota; Metazoa; Nematoda; Chromadorea; Rhabditida; Rhabditidae. The record is from the annotation of a GenBank genome assembly.
AUGAUCCCAGAAAUUCGUGCUGUUGUCUACGAUUUCGGCGGAGUUCUGCUGUCUUACGACAACGUCAAACCGACAUGUAAAAGUUUGUUUUUUCAUUCUUCAUUUCACGAUAAAUGUUCUUUUUUUUGUAAUCAUGAAAUUUUUCGAGCUCGAAGUAAUGCUAAAAGUUGCUUCAAAAUUUCGAACUUCCAAAGCUAUUUUAAAUUCUCCAUGAAGCUCGGUAUUACCUUAACAAGAGCCAGAUGAGGCGUUGCUGUAGAAUUUUCGAUUUUAUAUUUUUUUACAUAUAAUGAAAACCUAGAAACUCACUUGAAUUUUAAAUAAUGACAUUUUACCAGAAAUCGACGAGUUGCUGGGUCUCCCAGUCGGAACGGUAGUGAAGGAGAUCGUGGGUCAGGAUUUCCACGACUGGCUGGGUCCUCACCGGAAUAUGUUCCUCGGAAACAUUUCCAUUGCGGAAAUCGAAGCGGGUCUACUUGUUGAGUAUCUUCACGAAAAGGUUCUUUCUUAUCUGAAAAUGGAAAAAUAAUUGUUUCAGUACUCGCUGAAAGAAAAGCACCCGAUAAAGCCGUAUUCAGACGCUCUCGGUGGAAUCAACGCCAAAAUUGUUGGUUUUUUUCUCAUCAUUUUGAUCAAGGUGGUCUAGGAGUUAACUUUCCCUAACCUAAUAAACUUCUUUAUUGAAAUUUCCUUUCUCCGACCAGUCAAAUAAUCCCAAUCUUUAUCAGAUCGUGCCAAUGUUGGAAACGGUGAAAAAAGUGCGCGAGAAAGGCCUCAAAACAGGAUUGUUGACGAAUAAUAUGUUUCUGGACAAGGUGAAAGAACGAUUAUCUAACUUCAAGUUUUUCUUAUUUUUUAGGACGGCGUGAAGAGUCGAUUGAUCAUCGACACGGCACAUUUCGACGUCUUGAUCGAGUCUUGUGUCGAAAAAGUCAUGAAGCCGCAGCCCGAGAUCUACAAGGCAAUUUCGAAACUUUGAAGUUUUUUAAUAGGACCUUAGAGCUUAGCCUUGAGUAUUCAAAAUUUCAAACUAGGUUUCUGAAUGAAACAACUUUUUUAAAUGAUUGAAGGCCAAACUGUGAAAAGAAAGUAACUUUUUUUAAUUAAACUUCAUGAAAUCAGACCUCAAAACUUGAGUUUUAAAAUCAACUUCACAAAGCUCAACUUGGAAGGCUUCAACCUUCAUUUCAGAUGAUGGAAGACCGACUGGGCCUCGCACCCAACCAAAUUCUGUUCCUCGACGACCUCCAAGUGAACCUGGACGCCGCUGAAGCGCGUGGUUGGCACACAAUUCUUGUAAGUUCUAUUUUCAUUUUCGAAAAUGAAAAGUUUAGGUUGAACCUUUCGACGUCGCUCCAGCCGUCCAGAAACUUCUCGAGGCGAUUGGAGAAAGCAGUUGA